AUGCCGGCCGACGUGCUAAGUGAGUUGGAGGCAGAGAAGGCGGCACGGCGCCAAAGAGAGGCCCAGCGAUCGGCGCAGGUAGCUGCCGUUAUCAAAGCGGAGGUCCAAAGUCUGGGAUCCAAACGAGAAGUGUACCGUUCCUUGGGCAGUGUCCGGCUGCCACAUGCCCGCACCAAUCGGACACUGAGACGUCGCGCGCACAUGAGGGUGAAAGUCCUUUAUUUCGCCCGGGCCCGAGAGGCCACGGGCUCGACAGAGGAGUCGGCCGAGAUUGAAAACGGGACCACAGCAAAGGCUUUGUUGGAGACACUAGUUCGGCGCUUUCCCAAGUUGCAAGAGAUACGGUCGUGCUUGGUCCUGGCAAUCAACCAAGAAUAUGCGGACGGGUCUGCAGUAUUGAAGGAAGGUGACGAAGUGGCAUUGAUACCGCCGAUCAGCGGGGGGUGAAUGAGCAGCACGGGGCAUGUGAAGCUGCGGGGUUGUAAGGAAAGUGGAAUUGCGCAGAAGCCCCGCAGAAGCUGACGGUAUCUGGCUAUGAAUACGUCCUCACAUUCUUUUUACUUCUUUUGAAAUAUCUGAUGGUUUUUGCACAGCGACU
This is a messenger RNA of Klebsormidium nitens, 598 nucleotides long. The record is from the annotation of a GenBank genome assembly. Lineage: Eukaryota; Viridiplantae; Streptophyta; Klebsormidiophyceae; Klebsormidiales; Klebsormidiaceae.